CACCUCCGCCUCUGCGUCUCGACGUCUAUAUAAGCCCCGCCUCCUCCUCUCCCGCCCCACCUCAUCGCACUCUUCUUCCUUCGUCUUCCUUCUUUCUCCCGCCUUCUCCUCCUAGCUCCCAGCAAAGCAGCAGCUGCGAGCUCUUCGAACUUUUGAAUACUAGUCAUCAAUCAUCCAGCAGCCAGCAGUCGUCGUCCGCCGCUCAUCAGCCGAUCAACGUCUCAAGGGGAUCGAUCGGAAGAAUCUGAUGGACAUGGCGCACGAGAGAGACGCGAGCAGCGAGGAGGAGGUGAUGGCCGGCGAGCUCCGGCGCGGGCCGUGGACGGUGGAGGAGGACCUCCUGCUGGUCAACUACGUCGCCGCGCACGGCGAGGGACGCUGGAACUCGCUCGCCCGAUCAGCAGGGCUGAAGCGCACUGGCAAGAGCUGCCGCCUCCGGUGGCUCAACUACCUCCGCCCGGACCUCCGGCGCGGCAACAUCACGCCGCAGGAGCAGCUGCUCAUCCUGGAGCUGCACUCGCGCUGGGGCAACCGCUGGUCCAAGAUCGCGCAGCACCUCCCGGGGCGCACCGACAACGAGAUCAAGAACUACUGGCGCACGCGCGUGCAGAAGCACGCCAAGCAGCUCAAGUGCGACGUCAACAGCCAGCAGUUCAAGGACGUCAUGCGCUACCUCUGGAUGCCCCGCCUCGUCGAGCGCAUCCAGGCCGCCGCAGCCAACGCCAGCGCCGGCGGGGCUCCUCCGCAGCCUGGCGCCGCCGCGGACACGCCGCUCUCGUCGUCGUGGCAGCAAGGAGGCGCCGACGACGGCCUGUACGCGUCGCCGGAGGAGCUGCCCACGGACGCCUGCAGCUGGCCUCCUGCAGACUGCUAUUACCCAGCCGCCGUUGGUGACGGUGAUCACCACCAGCUACUGAUGAUGAACAACCCCGCCGUCGGCCCGGAGCUGUCGAGCACCACGGCCGGGUCGUCCUCCCCGUCCUCGGAUUCCGGCGCGGGGGCACAGCCCUGUUGGCUGGUGGCGCCGGUGGGUGGCGCGGAGUGGUUCACCACCGCCUGCGACGCCUCCAGCGCCGUCCUGGCCGGGCAGCAGCAGCAGCAGCAGCAAUCGUCGUGCCUGCUCGGGGAGACGACGACGUGGGCCUCAUCCGAGCUCCCCGAGCUGGGCGUCGCGGACUUCGAGAUCGGCAGCUUCGACGUGGAGAGCAUCUGGAGCAUGGACGACAACCUGUGGUUCACGCAGGCGCAGGGCGUGUGAAUAAUCCAAGUGCAACGAGCCACCACGCACGCGCGCGGCGACAUGGAAAUCCGCGGCAUCAUGUCGCCGGUGAGUGGAUCGGACACCCGCGUCGAUCGGACACGUCGGGGACGCCGCCUAGCAGAGGAGCAGAGGUAGCUGAGACACGGAUUAGAAGAAGGAGAGAGAUUAUUUGGAGGAAUCGAAGACGACGGCGUACACUUCUCUUUGUUCGGUUCAAGAUGCUGUUCUUGGGCUCGUAUUCUUCCGCUCCAGUUCUACUCCGUUUCUUAGUUUUUUUUUUCUUGUCUUAAUUCCCUAGCCGCCUAGCGGCUAGUAGGGUACAUACGCCAAAGAAAAUUCCAGAAAAAAAACGUAGCUGUUGUAGUAGUGUAUACUAUACUAGCGUUAAGUGUUUGUACGUGGCCCGUCUAAUUUUACUCAUUCUUUUUGAGUAAAUACAUCAUAUAUAUGAACAACUGAAGUUACUGCAAUGAUAGAGUGAUAGAUAGACUCUUAAUUUGGAGUGA
Messenger RNA from Sorghum bicolor (sorghum), 1767 nucleotides. RefSeq names its product transcription factor MYB2. The coding region runs from base 248 to 1258 and encodes 336 amino acids. Gene Ontology annotation, molecular function: DNA-binding transcription factor activity; sequence-specific DNA binding. The record is from RefSeq and is a predicted model, not a curated record. The transcript is spliced from 2 exons. NCBI's taxonomy places the organism in Eukaryota, Viridiplantae, Streptophyta, Magnoliopsida, Poales, Poaceae. Gene Ontology annotation, biological process: regulation of DNA-templated transcription. Gene Ontology annotation, cellular component: nucleus.